Aureobasidium melanogenum CBS 110374 is the source of this 795-nucleotide messenger RNA. RefSeq names its product ras-domain-containing protein. Gene Ontology annotation, cellular component: endosome. Bases 1 to 795 code for a protein of 264 amino acids. Gene Ontology annotation, molecular function: GTPase activity; GTP binding. Gene Ontology annotation, biological process: regulation of endocytosis. The record is from RefSeq and is a predicted model, not a curated record. The transcript is spliced from 2 exons. Lineage: Eukaryota; Fungi; Ascomycota; Dothideomycetes; Dothideales; Saccotheciaceae.
AUGGCUCAGAGUUGGGACUACAUUGCCAAAAUCGUCUCGCUCGGCGAUUCCGGUUGUGGAAAGUCCAGUCUCACCAUAAGACUGUGCGAAGGACGCUUCUCUCCUCACCACGAUGUGACCAUCGGAGUCGAGUUUGGCAGCCGUAUUGUACCUGUCGGUCCGCCCGCUUCCUUGGCCCUCAAUGUGAAUAACCCCUCCGCCGAUGCCACUCCUGCCGAAACACCAUCCAACCAAGACUCGCAAAUCCAGAAGCACAUGAAACUAUCACUAUGGGACACUGCUGGUCAAGAGACAUACAAAUCAAUCACGCGAUCCUACUUCAGAGGUGCUAGCGGUGCUUUGUUGGUAUUUGACAUCACUCGCCGCGCAACCUUCGACUCCGUCACGGCAUGGUUGAAUGAUCUUCGCCAGAUAGCAGAGGAGAAUAUCAUCGUAGUCCUCGUUGGUAACAAGAGCGAUCUCGCUCCUGCAUCGACCGUUUCCGAAGGUAGCGCUUCCGAGAACAAGCGUCAAGUCACGCAGGAAGAGGCCGAGGCAUGGUGCAAAGAGAACAAGGUCAUGCAAUAUGUCGAGACCUCGGCAAAAAGUGGCGAGAACGUCGAGAGAGCAUUCCGUGAGGUUGCUGAGAGGAUAUACCAAAACAUUGAAGCCGGCAAAUACGACUUGAAUGACAGGCGAUCCGGCGUCAAAGGUCCCGGUGCAUCUUCUGGUGCCAACACUGCGAGAACCAUUAAUUUGGGUAUGAACGAUGCUGCUUCCGUACAAAAACGUGCCAAGCAGGGCGCAUGUUGCUGA